Oryzias melastigma (Indian medaka) is the source of this 2595-nucleotide messenger RNA. Its product is annotated as potassium/sodium hyperpolarization-activated cyclic nucleotide-gated channel 3. Gene Ontology annotation, molecular function: monoatomic ion channel activity. Lineage: Eukaryota; Metazoa; Chordata; Actinopteri; Beloniformes; Adrianichthyidae. Gene Ontology annotation, cellular component: membrane. The record is from RefSeq and is a predicted model, not a curated record. Gene Ontology annotation, biological process: transmembrane transport; monoatomic ion transport.
UAUAAGCAGGUGGAGCAGUACAUGUCUUUCCACAAGCUUCCUGCGGAUAUGCGCCAAAAGAUCCAUGAGUAUUAUGAGCACCGCUUCCAAGGAAAAAUGUUCGAUGAGGAGAACAUCCUGGGAGAGCUUAGCGAACCACUGAAAGAGGAGAUUGUCAGCUUUAACUGCCGAAGCCUGGUGGCCAACAUGCCACUGUUUGCCAACGCCGACCCCAACUUUGUGACUGCUGUCCUGACCAAGCUCCGCUUCGAGGUGUUUCAGCCGGCGGACUUUAUCAUACGCGAAGGCACUGUUGGACGUAAAAUGUAUUUCAUCCAGCAUGGACGAGUUAGUGUGCUGACCCGUGGAAACAAAGAGACCAAGCUGAGUGAUGGAUCUUACUUUGGAGAGAUCUGUUUGCUGACUCGUGGACGGAGAACAGCCAGCGUCCGCGCGGACACGUACUGCCGGCUGUACUCUCUCAGUGUGGACAGUUUCAGCCGCCGCUGCAGGAAGAAGUGGCGUGAUGGGUGGGAGUGGCACAGUGUCCCCUCGGCCUCGUCCGGUCAUCUGGGCGCCACUGGUCCACGCUCCACUGCAGACGGCGGCCGCCACCAGUAAUGUAGCCAUUGCUCUGAUGCACCAGCAGCAACAGCAGCAGCAGCAGCUGCAGCAGCUGCAACAGCAGCAGCUGCAGCAGCAACAGGUUCUUGGAGGGGCUUUCUUCCUGUCCUCGCCGCUGAUUUCCCCUUCUCCCUCCACCACGUUUCCUCUCUCUCCUCCCCGGGCUCCCGUGCUGCAACCCCUUCGCCCCUCUGUGAGCUCUCUCAUCGGGAUGAUGGCAAUGGGAGGAAUGAGUGGUUUGUCCCCAAGAGGAGGAUUUCCUGCCUCUCCUUCGGCUAUGGGUCCUCCUGGUGGGGUGGCAUCGCCGCCUGUUCCCAAAACACCCUCCACUCCAGCUUCUAGUGGCUCCACUUCUGUCCAACACGGAAGAACUCUCUAUUACGGCCCCCGAUUUCCAGCUGAUCCCUCCAUGACUGUCGGAGCACCUGGAACCCCAACGGGGGCGGGGUCAACUCCACCUCUCAAGAUCCCAACCACAAACCCAGCUGCCUCUAGUAGCCCUCCAGAUGGCAACCAAUGUAAGCAGGGGGCAAAAGAGGCGCUAAUGCGUCACGGCGGAAACAGCUGUCAGGGUCUGCCAGCUUUGGGCAGACUCACCCAGGAGGCCAGGCUGCUGUCUGCCUCACAGCCCACUCUGCCUCAUCGCUCCUGGGCCGGAUUGCAGCCUCACCCUCCUCUUCAUCGCAAAGCCUCUGGUGGUAAUUUAUUGGCGGCUCCUUUCCUGGCAGGACAGUUGGCCAGGGGAGGAAGCGCGGGGAUGCUGACCUCUAACCCCCCAGUGCACCUCAUGACCAACAUCCCCUUUAUAGCACAAUCUACGUUUCCUGUUCAGGCUGCACUAACUCCACCCGUCUCUGCAGGCACGGCUUCCUUCACACAGACUACAUCUGUCCCAGCAUCCACAGCGUCUCCUUUACCGCCAUCCUCCCCUCCCAAACAGACCCCCUUCUCCUCUGCAGCCCCCACUCCUUCAACUCCCACAACCGUGCCACGUCCAAAGCCAAUGUCAGCCGCCCCGUCUCGCUCCUCCUCUCCUUCUCCCUGCUCCACCCCUCCUUCGGCGGGAGCGAGCCCGCUUUCAACUCCCCGUCCCAAACCCAUUCCCGCAUCCUCUCCUCGCUCUUCCUCCCCUUCUCCGUCCUCCACGCCUCCUCCAAUCUCUGUUUCUUCUCCUAUUUCUAUACCUCAAGGUCACAAACCGUCGCUGGCCUCCUCUUCUCCUCCUUCCUCACUGCAACCCUCUUCUCUGAGUCAUCCUCAGAGCCCUAAAACCAAGACAUUUAGCACGCCACUCUCUGCUUCCCUGCUGUCUGGGCCCAGUGCUGGCCUGACGCCAACUCAUCCGAUGGCGGUUUCCAUUCAGACAUCACCUUCUGCUCCCUUUCAAGCUUCUUCUUCUUCCUCAUCUCCAAAUAAUCCCCAUAAUCCAACACAGUGUCUUCAGCCCUCUGGCUCAAGCGCGACCCCAAAACAAGUUUCCCCUCUUACCCCCAUCCAAACCUCUCUAACACCUGUCAGCACCAACUCUCCUACUAAAAUCACCUUUUCAGUUCAUCCUGUGAAGCAGACCUCUCCGGUCCUCACCCCGAGCCCCACUUCAGGCUCAACCCAAACCGUCACACAAAUCCCAUUGACGGCAUCACCACCCACAUGUCCAAAUCAAAGCCCCUCCACCACCUCUGCUUCUCCCACAACGACCACCACCUUGCCUUCUGUUCAUUCUUCCUCUAUUCAGUCCCCAAAACAAGCUCAGACCUGCCAGGCGACGACCACGCCGCACAACCCGGCGGCACAUGUAGGCACCUCUGCCAACUCCACUCCAAUUAAAGGCCCAAUUCAGGACCCUCAGCUGUCUCUCACCAAAAAAGACUCGGAGGGACUGCGGCACAAACUACCCGCCAACAUGUAAUAAAGGACAGAAGGAGAGUCGUGUCAGCGUAGGCACCAGGCCGAUGGCCUUUCACGGACAGGCACACCCUCUUUGUAUUUACU